Hydractinia symbiolongicarpus is the source of this 624-nucleotide messenger RNA. RefSeq lists its product as uncharacterized. Lineage: Eukaryota; Metazoa; Cnidaria; Hydrozoa; Anthoathecata; Hydractiniidae. The transcript has 2 exons. The record is from RefSeq and is a predicted model, not a curated record. Gene Ontology annotation, biological process: DNA integration. Bases 1 to 624 code for a protein of 207 amino acids. Gene Ontology annotation, molecular function: nucleic acid binding.
AUGGCCUCAGAUGUCAAUGAAUGCCUUGCCAUGGACCUAAAAUUCCUGACAGUUAAUCAUAAAAAGUUAACCAUACUUCAUAUGAUUGAUGUGUUCUGUAGAUACAGUGCAUCAACAAUUAUCAAAUCCAAGAAUAAGGAAAUUAUCGUAGACACAAUUCUCAAGCACUGGGUUGCUAUUUUUGGCACACCAAACUCGAUUUUUUCAGACAACGGAGGGGAGUUCAACAAUGAGCUCUUAAAGGGAGAUGUAGCAGAACUGUUAAACACAAGAGUGUAUACAACAGCAGCAGAAGCUCCAUGGUCAAAUGGUGUAUGUGAGCAUCAUAAUUUCAUCCUGGAAAAUAUGAUUAUGAAAAUUGUUGACAACACUAGUUGUUCUGUUGAAAAUGCACUUACAUGGGCCAAUUGUGCCAAGAAUGCGUUGCAUAAUAACCGUGGAUUCAGUCUCAAUCAGCUUGUAUUUGGACGCAAUCCAAAUCUCCCAUCUGUGCUUACAGCCAAGCCUUCUGUGCUUACAGCCAAGCCUCCUGUUCUUCGAACAGUUACACCCAGUCAAUUAAUUGCGAAUCAUCUGAAUGCCCUGCAUGUUGCUCGCAAAGCAUUCAUUGAAAGUGAAUCUUAA